Molecule: messenger RNA, 4398 nt
Organism: Naegleria gruberi
Lineage: Eukaryota; Heterolobosea; Eutetramitea; Acrasida; Naegleriidae
Exons: 1
Coding region: 1-4398 (1465 amino acids)
Source: RefSeq, a predicted model, not a curated record
AUGAAACGAAAACUCCCAUCAUCAUCUUCAUCAAAUUCGGGAGGAAAUUUUGAUCAUCAUCAGCAAAAUUCUCUUUCAUCGUCCAAUUCCCGAAUGAUGGAAAUGAUUAGGAGUCAGAAGGAGAGACGGAAAAAGAUUAAACAACAGGAAAAUACUUCAUCAGCCUUUUUUAUUAUGGAUACAUUGCAUGGAAUUUAUUCGGAAAAGAAGAAUACAUCAUCAUCAGCUUCAUCAGAAGUACAGAGUUUAUUUAAUCUAGUGACGAUUGGUUUAUUAGCCGACUUGUCGAAAUGUGAGAAUUCAUUGGAAAUAUUUAGAGAGAAAAUUGAAAAGUAUAUUGUGCAUUCUGAUCAGUAUCGGGAUGAAGCCAAUUUAAUGAAUCAAUUUAUUGUAUAUCAUAUUUAUCUUUCACAGGAGAUUUUCCUUUGUUUUUUGAGGAGUAAAAGUGAGGCUGUGAUUAGAGACAGAUUAAUAGAAAUUGGAUUGAAGAGCAUUUUGGCUUUUGUAAAUUCUAAUAGCAAUAUUAUCGAGUAUUAUUUUAAUAGAUUCUUCAAGUUUUUAAACUGUGAAUUUAUUAACAAGUUGGCAGAUAGAAAUGUGUGGAUACACAUGCUGUCCAGCACGGAAUUUCUACAAUUUACUUCAAAGGGGAUUCAAAGGUUGUUUAAUGUGACAAGUGAAGAUACUCUCACAUUGCACAUUACAACUCUGUCACUUCUACAAGAAUCUCAAACUAUUUCAAUACCUAAUUUUAUAAUGACAUGCUCCGACUACUUUAUAGAUAAUUUGGCACAUAGGACAAUAUUGGAAAAUCAUAACUUUGAGAGCAAUCCAAAUAUUGUUCAACACUUUGAGAAUGUUUCAUAUCAGUGUAUUUGGUUUAUAACAUUCUAUGAUAAGAAACGAGACACAUCAAAAUUACUGAGAUUUAUUUCGAAUUUCAGGAAAGUUAGACAAGGGGAGAAUUCACCUCUAAUGAUAUGGGAAAACCUCUCUAAUAAUUUAUCCAAUCCUUUACCGCUGAAAUCAUACAUGACACUGUUAAAAUCUGGAAAGAAGAUUAUUGACAAGCCUCUAUUUCAAUCUUUUGUAAUUAGCGAGUUUUAUAAUUUAUUCCAAGUUUCAGACAAAUUAUCAACAGAGGAAAUAUUUAAAAAGAACAAGGAGCCAAUCUACUUGACUGUAGAACCAGGAUCUGACAAGAUCUUAGAAGAGGUAUUUCAAUGGAAUAUGGAUAAUUUGGAGAAUUUUAAUGAGCAAAUGUGUGACAUUUUGCGAGAGUUAUUCUCCUUUCAGAAUCUUGAUUUUGUAGUCAUGACACAUUUUGUUAACAAGUUGUUAAAACUACAAGAGAAUACUAUUCUUAAAUUAUUGGAUGAAUUAGUUUUGGAAUAUAUCAAUAGAGAGGACAUUCCUGGAUGUGUAAAUUGCCUAAUUAUUGGAAGGAAUAUCUUUCCAAUCCCAAAAACAAUGAAACCUAAAAAUGCUGUCUCCAAUGGUAACCUACAUCUUUCAACCAUUGAUCAGUGGAUGAAGGACAACUUUUUCGUAUACCUUUCUUCAGGUGGAACCAAUACUGGAAUUGAAAGAAAUACGAGGCAGGCGUCCUUUGUGACUAAAUUGAUAGAGUAUAUUAUUCCACUAGAGAAUAGCCUUCUGUUGACAUUGUAUCAAAAGGUUUUAAAUAACCUUGUAAAUUCUAGGUAUGAAUUAGUGAGUACCUUAUUGAAUAAGAUUAAGAAGGCACAACAAUCUGAAACUGAAACCGAUCAAGACUCAACAGCUGACUCCGACUAUGAGGAAUUAAAAACAAUAUUAUUGGAGUAUGAAAAAUAUGGAGAGAAUGCCUAUAACACAUCAUCCAAGUCCUCAAUUCUUCCCCUCUCCUACUAUCCAGUCAUGAAAAAGACCAAAUGGUGCAAUGUGAUUGUUCCCCAACUUCUCUCCUUCACACUAAGGGACAGUCAUGAUGGAGUAAUGAGAACAAAAUUUGAGAAACUCAAGUCAGCUCUCAUUUCAUCAUUGGUCAAUAGAAAGCUAAUUCCAAAGGAUAUGAUACAAAUUGCAGAUCCAAAAGAGGAUAGCCAAGGUGUGGAAAGCGCUUCUUCAACACUCCAUCUCAAAGUUUCAUUAGUGGAGGGAUGUUUGUUACGAGUUGUUUCUGAAAUUGAAAAUCAAAUCAAGAAACAAUCAACUAACAUUGAUUCACUCUUGGCACUCUUUUUUGAAUGCCACACAGCUAUUACAGCUGUUACUAAUAUUUUAAAAUCAGAAACAUUUGAUGUGAAAGUGAGGAACUCUACUCAAAGCAAACUGGUGGAAAUAGUACUUCAAUCAUUUUAUGAAUGUUGUAUGGUAAUGGGAUCAUUUAGCCAACACGAGGGAUUACUUGUUACUAUUUUGAGUGAUGGAAAUUCUCAAAUAUCUGAAACCUCGUCAAGUCAAAGAAAGCAAAACCAUCUCGAUUGGAUAGUGCUAUUCAAAGUUUCAGUUCUGAUGCCUUUGGCUAAUGUUAGUUCUUUGAUCAAAGAUAGAAUACUGAAACUGCUGAAAAAUAUCAAUACCAAAGACUCUAACUCUGAUUUGAUAUUUACAAUGUCAGUGCUAUUGUCAUCAUUAAUUACUGUUUCUACUAAUGAAGUUACAAUUAUUCAAGAAUUUAUAGAAUUGACCAACAAAGGAAAAGAUCAAUCCUCCCACAAAGUAUUAGCAAAUGGACUUGAAGAAAGAAUGGCUUUGAUUAAAGCCUGCUUUUUCAUUUGGGAUGAAAUCAAGCCAAAGAAUUUUGUUGAAUCAAUUAUAUUUGCCAAGUUGAUAGUCUCCUGUUUAGAAUUGUGCCACCAUUUUCAAAACUAUAACUCUGAUUUUGGUGAAUCCAUCAAUGUAAUUGAUUGUAUUUCACAUAAUAUUCUUGAAGAGACCUUCCAAAGAUCUAUAGUCGAGCACUUUACUUCCUCUCAACCUAGAGAUAAUGAGUUCUUUUGCUUUAUUCCAGCCAAAAUGCAAAGAUUAUACUUUUGGAUUAGCUCAAGAUACUCUUUACUAUUUUCUCAGGUGGAUAUUUCAUCAAGAAAGAGUGAGAAGGUCCAACAAUUUUCAAAUUUGACCAAGCAAGAUGAGUCUAAAUUCAAGCAAGUGAAAAAUCAUUUAGAAAGCAUACACUCAUCCUUUAAUAAUGAAUUUAUUGAUAAUCUAUUUAAUGGAAUUCAAUUACUUGACUUUGAUGAGUGGACAUAUUUCGAGUUAAAUAUCCAGGAUGAAAUGUGCCACAAGGUAUUAUCUUCCUACUAUAAGAAUCAAUUCCUUCAAUAUAAUACCCUACUCUCAUCCAAAAUGUCCCAAAACUCAUUACCGUUCAUGCUUUCAACAUUGUUUUCACAGGCAUUGUCUUUUGAAAGGGAAUGCGAGCAUCAUUCUAUAAUGAUACAAUCCCUGAUUGGCUUGAUUCCAAAAUUCAGUACGAAUGACCAAUUUUCCAACCAAGACCAAUUUUGGCUAUUUAAAUCAUGGCUACAAGCUAUGCAAUCAAGUCAAGAACAUUCGAGAAAAUGCCUCUAUGAUUUCGUAAUAUUUACCGAGCAUCUAGAUCCAAUUAUUUAUUAUUUGGGAACAUAUUCACUCUCUGUAUUCUCCCAAGAUUUUGAUUCGAAUAUCAAGGUUUUGAAAAAUACCCUUUCUCAAUUUUCAAAAUCUUGCCUUAUACCAAUAUCACAUCUGCAUCCUUGGCCAGUUUUGUUUACCUCAAAGAUUUUGGAAGGAUUAUUUUCACUAGUUUCCAUUUCUCUAACCUGGAUACCAAAGAGAGAUACUUCAACUAGGGAACUGAAACAGUUGUUCAGAAAUUUCAUAACAGAAAACGAAAUACUCAAACUUAAUAUUACAAGACAUCUAGGAUUACAUGUAUCAAAUUUGGAGACUUGGAUUUUCAAUUACUUUUCAAACUCUCAAACAAACAAGGAAGAACUUUUAUAUAAUUCAAAGGAAACACUCAAGGAAAUUGUAUCAGAUUUGGAAAGGGAUUAUAAUUUUGGUUUAAAGUUUUUGGUAAAGGAAACUCCUCUUGCCUUACUGAACACAAUGUUGAACAAAAUUGAUUGCAAUUUUGGAGGUUUAUUGAUUUCAGACAUGUUGAUUUCACUAUUUAUUAGUCCAACAGCUUCGAAAUAUUUGGAUCCAUUCUUUGAAUUGAAAGAAAAAACAAUUGAACAGCUGCCAUCUCAGAUAUCAAUCCAUUCCCAAACAAUUCUUGAUUAUCUAGAUGAAACCAAAUUCUCAAAUACCACAGACACCAAUAGAUUGUCCAAAAUAAUAGAACUUGUAUUUGGGAGAAUAAGUUCCUUACUGAACACUCAGGAAUUGGGUAGAGAAAUGGUUCGACUUUUUCCAACAAUUACUUAA